Molecule: messenger RNA, 2703 nt
Organism: Daphnia magna
Lineage: Eukaryota; Metazoa; Arthropoda; Branchiopoda; Diplostraca; Daphniidae
Gene: babo
Product: TGF-beta receptor type-1
Exons: 9
Coding region: 578-2143 (521 amino acids)
Biological process (GO): activin receptor signaling pathway; nervous system development; cellular response to growth factor stimulus
Cellular component (GO): plasma membrane; activin receptor complex
Molecular function (GO): activin binding; activin receptor activity, type I; ATP binding
Source: RefSeq, a predicted model, not a curated record
GAAUCGUCUUGGUUAGGCAUAGUCGUCGUCAAAAACACUCGUAAAACAAGCCAAAAAGUAGUUCAGUUGAAGAAAAAAGAAAAAUAGUACGUAGUUAUGUGAGCGACAAGUAGAUGGCGAUUGGAAACAAUCCAUGAAAACUCGCUCUCGAAUGCCAGUGGAAAAAAGGGAAGCCAGCCAGCCAAGUUUGACCGAUUUAGUGCCAAGUUAGUGCAAACAAAAAAAAAUUGUCAGCCAAUAGAUUGAUCCUAUUCCUGUGUGCGUUGCUGUAUUGUUAUCGACUGCUUUAACCUUCACUGAUCAAUACUGUUACCAGCGGACAUUGUUGCUACCGUCAAUUACAACAAACGAUAGAAUUACCGUUUGUUAUUUCCCAGUUACCUGUGUGAAAAUUUCUUCAUUUUUCCUUUUAGUGUCGUAUAUGUUCGAUGGUUUCAUUCCAGACAGCCAUGUCUGGAAUGGCUAGACUGGGCGGAGCGUAAUCGUUUUCUGUCUCUACGCAGUCCGAAUUUAAAAUUAUUUCAUCUUCGUUCCUUGAGUUCCUGUAUAUCCGCGUUCAACAUUUAUCCAAAUCAAAAUGGUUGGUGGCAGAAUAUAUUUUGCAUUGGUUGUUGCUCUGAGCUGCUGGGAAAUGGCGUUAGCCCUCAAAUGCCAUUGUGAUAUAUGCACUGUGGAGACCAACUACACGUGUGAAACCGAUGGUUUUUGCUUCACCUCAACUUCAUUAAACCGGAAAACUGGAGCCUUGAUUCAUGCCUACAGCUGCCUGGAAUCGGUCGACGCCAACAUCUGGUGCGGCGUCGGCAGUGACGACGAUGACGCCAUGACCAAAUACUUUGACGAAGAAGGCAAUCCAUUCAUUGUGGCAUGCUGCCGCCAAGAUUUCUGCCGGAAUGUCCAACACAUAACCAGUCACACCUUGAUCUCCGUAGAAGCAGAUCCGGAGAGCGGCGAUUCGAUCUGGUUCGUGUCUGGAACGUGGGAGACUGCCCUCAUUAUCGGAAUUCCGUUAGCCGUAGGCAUAGUACUCGUCAUGAUCUUGCUUAGCGUGAGGCAUCAGAAGCGAAGACGAAUGAUCAACCGACGUGUAGUCGACAUGGAGCACAAUAUGGAUUCUGCCGAUAUGCCCAUUCUCGGCCACAAUGGAGUGGGAGCCGCGUGUCUUAGAGACAUUAUUGAAAUGACCACUAGUGGCUCCGGUUCGGGUUUGCCUCUACUAGUCCAGCGUAGUAUAGCGCGCCAAAUUCAAUUGAUGGACAUUAUCGGCAAAGGCAGAUUCGGAGAGGUGUGGCGUGGACGGUGGCGCGGUGAGAAUGUGGCCGUCAAAAUCUUCUCCUCGCGCGAGGAGCGCUCGUGGUUCCGCGAAGCUGAAAUUUACCAAACGGUUAUGCUCCGACACGAUAACAUCCUGGGUUUUAUCGCCGCCGAUAAUAAAGAUAACGGAACUUGGACGCAGUUAUGGUUGGUCACCGACUAUCACGAAAAUGGAUCUCUCUUCGAUUUCCUCAACCGGACAACGGUGGAUAGCACGACCAUGGUGAGGAUGGCUCUCUCCAUCGCCACUGGGCUCUCACACCUUCACAUGGAAAUUCUCGGAACGCAAGGUAAACCGGCUAUCGCGCAUCGAGAUCUCAAAUCCAAAAAUGUUUUGGUUAAAGCCAAUCGCACCUGCGCCAUUGGUGACCUGGGCCUUGCCGUUCGUUACGAUGCUACCGUCGACACAGUUGACAUUGCGCUCAAUCAUAGAGUGGGCACCAAACGAUACAUGGCCCCUGAGGUGCUCGACGAAACCAUCAACACAAGCCAUUUUGAUUCAUUUAAACGUGCAGAUGUUUACGCGCUGGGUCUCGUUUAUUGGGAGAUUGCCCGGCGCUGCAACAUGGGAGGCAUCAUCGACGAAUAUCAACUGCCAUUCUACGAUGUCGUCCCGUCCGACCCGUCCAUCGAAGAGAUGCGCAAAGUCGUUUGCGUUGACCGACAACGGCCAUCGAUUCCCAAUCGCUGGCAAUCUUACGAAACACUGCGGGCCAUGUCGCAGUUGAUGAAGGAAUGUUGGUAUGCCAACGCAGCUGCACGUCUCACAGCGCUUCGUAUUAAAAAGACGCUGGCCAAUUUAGAUGCCCCUGAAGAUGUCAAAAUUUGAAAUACUGCCCCUCUCGCUACGUCAUUGAAAGAAAAGAAAACAGAAAAAAAAGAAACAGUUCAAAGGUGUUAGCUACUAUAGUUAGUGAAAAUCGCUUGUUUACUUUUUAUGUGUGUUAUGUGAAUGCGCUGGUGGUUGUGUGAGCGUGUCUCGUAACCUGCCAACUGACGUUUCCUCUUGAUUGUUGAUUGUGUGGAUGGCGAUGAUCGACCUUGCUAAUUGUGUAGUGCAUUUCUUUAUUAACUCUUUAUUAUUAUUUUUUUUUCCUUCUUCAUAUUAUCCUUUAUAUGACUGAAACAAACACACCCAAACUCACUCAUCGGUACGAUUCCGAAACAAUGAUUGCCUAUUGGAAUUUCUGCUUUUCGAAUUUUUUCAUCCUGUCUAAAUUACGUUGCUUUCAGAAGAGUAUAUAUAUAUAUAUUCACAUUUUGUUUUUUUCUUUUGUUUCAGUUUGUUUUAAUGUUUCUCCCGCUCAUUCUUUGUUUAUUUCUUCAUUUUUUUUUUUUUUCAAAACAUGAAACAACAUUGAUGACAUACAUAUACAGAGUCAAAGAUAA